ACCGCCGCCGCCAUGUUUAGUUGUUACUUCUUUACUCAAGAUGGCGGCUCCCAGGGAGGAGGCAUGAGCGCCCUGCCGUUACCGCUCCUUCUGCCGUACAGUUGCCACUUCGGGGCCUAACUCUGGCUGUUUGGAGCGGCUCCUGUGGAAGGAGUCAUAAGGAGGGAAGUGAGGAUCGGAUACUGCCUUGCGUUUGGUUUGCAGUGGAAGAACUGACCCAGGAGUAAGAGAAUAGGGGGGAAGGGAAAGCUAGUCUCAAGAUGGCGGCUCCCAGGGCGGCAGGCGCAGCCUGAGCAGCAGAGGCGGACUAAGGGGAGAGGUGCGAGACCUCACGAGCCGUACGGCGCGAGCCCCCAAGCAGCCCCCAAGAAUUCGAGCUGGUUCCACCGGCCUCCGGCGCGUUUGUAUUCCUUAGGGGUGUCGAGUCUGUUUCGGGAGCUGCGGGUGCACUAAGCGCUGGGCGGGGAAGUGGGACGGUUUCAAGAUGGCGGCUCCCACAAUUGUGGUCUGAGCGCCGGCGGGACUGGGACGACCGCGGCUCUUGUGGCUCCUUUCCACCCGCCCCGGAAGCCGGCCAGUGCUGGGGACUUGGGGGUGUGGGAACCGGGCCGGGGCUCCGCCAUUUCCGGCGGGGGAGGGCUACGACUGAGGAAGGGAGGAGAGAGAGGCGCCUCAAGAUGGCGGCUCCCAGGGCCUCCCGCUCGAGCUUGUAAGCGGGAGUGCCCGCGCAAGUAGUCAGGGCGACGGGACUCAGCGGCCUCCAGCUUCUCGAGCCUAGGCGCUGGACAGUUCCGGAGGCUCUUGAGGACACAGGGUGAGCAAGAAGAAGGGGAAGAGCCGAAGGGAAGGAGGGUAGUUAAGAUGGCGGCCUCCAUGGAGUCGUCCACCGCUGUGUGAGGAACCGCUUCUUCGUGAGAGCUGCCUUAGGCGAAAGGGGGUGUGUGUGAAAGGAAUUCAGGAGCUCUCUGCCCGCUCGUUGACUUCUUCCCACCGCACCCUUUCCCGGAACUAUGGCUUCGGCCGUGUCGCCCGCCAACUCGCCGGCGGUGCUCUUGCAGCCCCGCUGGAAGCGAGUGGUGGGCUGGUCAGGUCCGGUGCCCCGGCCCCGCCACGGCCACCGCGCUGUGGCCAUCAAGGAGCUCAUCGUGGUGUUUGGUGGUGGCAACGAGGGAAUAGUGGACGAACUGCACGUGUACAACACGGCAACCAACCAGUGGUUCAUCCCGGCUGUGAGAGGGGACAUCCCUCCUGGGUGUGCAGCGUACGGCUUCGUGUGUGAUGGGACUCGCCUGCUGGUGUUUGGUGGGAUGGUGGAGUAUGGAAAAUACAGCAAUGACCUCUACGAGCUCCAGGCAAGCCGCUGGGAAUGGAAGAGGCUUAAAGCAAAGACGCCCAAAAAUGGGCCCCCGCCAUGUCCUCGGCUCGGGCACAGCUUCUCCCUCGUUGGCAACAAAUGCUACCUGUUUGGGGGUCUGGCCAAUGAUAGCGAGGACCCCAAGAACAACAUUCCGAGGUAUCUGAACGACUUAUACAUCCUGGAAUUGCGGCCAGGCUCCGGAGUGGUAGCCUGGGACAUCCCUAUUACUUAUGGGGUCCUGCCCCCACCCCGGGAGAGUCACACUGCUGUGGUGUACACUGAAAAAGAUAACAAGAAAUCCAAGCUGGUGAUCUACGGAGGGAUGAGUGGCUGCAGGCUGGGGGACCUCUGGACCCUGGACAUUGAGACUCUGACAUGGAACAAGCCCAGUCUCAGCGGGGUGGCUCCUCUUCCUCGCAGUCUCCACUCAGCAACCACCAUCGGAAAUAAAAUGUACGUGUUUGGUGGCUGGGUGCCUCUCGUCAUGGAUGACGUCAAAGUGGCCACACAUGAGAAGGAGUGGAAGUGUACCAACACGCUGGCUUGUCUCAACCUGGAUACCAUGGCCUGGGAGACCAUCCUCAUGGACACGCUGGAGGACAACAUUCCCCGGGCUCGAGCUGGCCACUGCGCAGUCGCCAUCAACACCCGCCUGUACAUUUGGAGUGGACGUGACGGCUACCGCAAGGCCUGGAACAACCAGGUCUGCUGCAAGGACCUCUGGUACCUGGAGACAGAAAAGCCACCGCCCCCAGCCCGGGUACAGCUGGUUCGAGCCAACACGAAUUCCCUGGAGGUGAGCUGGGGGGCAGUGGCGACAGCCGACAGUUACCUUCUGCAGCUCCAGAAAUAUGACAUUCCUGCCACGGCUGCUACUGCCACCUCCCCCACACCCAAUCCAGUCCCGUCUGUGCCUGCCAACCCUCCCAAGAGCCCUGCCCCGGCAGCAGCCGCACCUGCUGUGCAGCCGCUGACCCAAGUAGGAAUCACGCUCCUGCCCCAGGCUGCUGCCGCGCCCCCAACUACCACCACCAUCCAGGUUUUGCCGACGGUGCCCGGCAGCUCCAUUUCCGUGCCCACAGCAGCCAGGACUCAAGGUGUCCCUGCUGUUCUCAAAGUGACUGGUCCUCAGGCUACAACAGGAACCCCGCUGGUCACCAUGAGACCUGCCAGCCAGGCUGGGAAAGCCCCUGUCACUGUGACCUCCCUGCCCGCUGGUGUGCGAAUGGUUGUGCCGACACAGAGUGCCCAGGGGACGGUGAUCGGCAGCAACCCGCAGAUGAGCGGGAUGGCUGCGCUGGCAGCUGCAGCUGCUGCCACCCAGAAGAUCCCUCCUUCCUCGGCGCCCACAGUGCUGAGUGUCCCAGCGGGUACCACCAUUGUCAAGACCGUGGCUGUGACACCUGGCACUACUACCCUCCCGGCCACUGUGAAGGUGGCCUCCUCGCCAGUCAUGGUGAGCAACCCGGCCACCCGAAUGCUGAAGACUGCAGCCGCCCAGGUGGGAACAUCUGUCUCUUCUGCCACCAACACAUCUACCCGCCCUAUCAUCACGGUGCACAAGUCGGGGACUGUGACAGUGGCUCAGCAAGCCCAGGUGGUGACCACGGUGGUGGGCGGGGUCACCAAGACCAUCACCUUGGUGAAGAGCCCCAUCUCUGUCCCAGGAGGCAGUGCUCUGAUUUCCAAUCUGGGCAAAGUGAUGUCAGUGGUCCAGACCAAACCAGUUCAGACUUCAGCAGUCACAGGCCAGGCGUCCACAGGCCCUGUGACUCAGAUCAUCCAGACCAAAGGACCUCUGCCAGCGGGGACAAUCCUGAAGCUGGUGACCUCGGCAGAUGGCAAGCCUACCACCAUCAUCACUACCACGCAAGCCAGCGGGGCAGGGGCCAAGCCCACCAUCCUGGGCAUUAGCAGUGUGUCCCCUAGCACCACCAAGCCCGGCACGACCACCAUCAUCAAGACCAUUCCCAUGUCGGCCAUCAUCACCCAGGCGGGCGCAGCGGGUGUGACCAGCAGUCCUGGCAUCAAGUCCCCCAUUACCAUCAUCACUACCAAGGUGAUGACUUCAGGAACGGGGACACCUGCCAAAAUCAUCACUGCUGUCCCUAAAAUUGCCACUGGCCACGGGCAGCAAGGAGUUACCCAGGUGGUGCUGAAGGGGGCCCCUGGACAGCCAGGCACCAUCCUCCGCACCGUGCCCAUGGGGGGCGUCCGCCUGGUCACCCCCGUCACUGUCUCUGCCGUCAAGCCGGCCGUCACCACACUGGUUGUGAAGGGCACCACAGGUGUCACAACCCUAGGCACAGUCACAGGCACGGUCUCCACCAGCCUUGCUGGAGCUGGGGGCCAUGGCACCAGCGCCUCCCUGGCGACACCCAUCACUACCUUGGGCACCAUUGCCACCCUCUCAAGCCAGGUGAUCAACCCCACUGCCAUCACCGUGUCAGCCGCGCAGACCACGCUGACAGCGGCCGGUGGGCUCACCACUCCCACCAUCACCAUGCAGCCUGUCUCCCAGCCUACCCAGGUGACUCUGAUCACAGCACCCAGUGGGGUUGAGGCACAGCCUGUGCACGACCUCCCUGUGUCUAUCCUGGCCUCUCCUACUACCGAACAGCCCACAGCCACAGUCACCAUUGCUGACUCGGGCCAGGGUGAUGUGCAGCCUGGCACCGUGACGCUGGUGUGCUCCAACCCACCGUGUGAGACCCACGAGACGGGCACCACCAACACAGCCACCACCACUGUUGUGGCUAACCUUGGGGGCCACCCCCAGCCCACACAAGUGCAGUUCGUCUGUGACAGGCAGGAGGCAGCUGCUUCUCUUGUGACCUCAACCAUGGGGCAGCAGAAUGGUAGUGUGGUCCGAGUCUGCUCCAACCCGCCGUGCGAGACCCACGAGACGGGCACCACCAACACCGCUACCACCGCCACCUCCAACAUGGCUGGGCAGCAUAGUUGCUCAAACCCGCCCUGCGAGACCCACGAGACGGGCACCACCAGCACUGCCACCACAGCCAUGUCAAAUGUCGGCGCCAGCCAACAGCGAGAUGCCCGCCGGGUCUAUGUGGCCAGCAACCCCACUGUGGUCCGGAUCAAUGUGGCCACCGGGACAGUGGAGGGAGGCCAGGGUCCUAAGCCCCAGUGCCAAACCCGUCACACCAGUGCAACUAGCACCACAAUGACUGUGAUGGCCACCGGGGCCCCGUGCUCUGCCAGCCCGCUCCUGGGGGGCCACAGCCCAGCUUUUGUGCAGUUGGCCUCUCUGAGUGGCAAGGUCGGGCCCGUGGGGCGCCAGCUGGAAAUGCAUCACACCCACACGGCUAACACCCCCACCACGGCUCGCCCCAGCCUGGGUGCUGGGGAGCCUGGCACAGCACGAGGGGCCCCUGUGCCCGCGUAUGAGAGCCCCCAGGGCAGCCCGCCCAGCACCGCCGUGACUGUGACAGCCCUGGAGGCACUGCUGUGCUCCUCGGCCACCACGACCCAUGUCUGUUCCAACCCACCGUGCGAGACCCACGAGACGGGCACCACCAACACUGCCACUACCUCCAAUGCUGGCAGCGCCCAGCGGGUGUGCUCCAACCCACCCUGUGAGACCCAUGAGACAGGCACCACCCACACAGCCACCACCGCCACCUCCAGUGGGGGCAUAGGCCAGCCUGAAGGUGUGCAGCAGGCCCCUGCCAGCCACCCUUGUGAGACACACCAGACCACUUCCACUGGCACUACCAUGUCGGUCAGCGUGGGUACCCUGCUCCCCGACACCACGCCCUCCCACAGGACCCUGGAGUCUGGCUUGGAUGCAGCAGCACCGCCCAGCAUCACCCCCCAGGCCAGCACCGCGUUGCUGGCUCCUUUCCCAACACAGAGGGUGUGCUCCAACCCCCCGUGUGAGACCCAUGAGACAGGCACCACGCACACAGCCACCACCGUCACCUCCAACAUGAGCUCAAACCAAGAUCCCCCACCAGCCGCCAGCGAUCAGGGAGAGGUGGAGAGCACCCAGGGCGACAUCGUGAACAUCACCAGCUCCAGUGCGAUCACAACAACCGUGUCCUCAACACUGACACGGGCUGUAACCACCGUGACACAGUCCACACCAGUUCCUGGCCCCUCUGUGCCGAAGAUCUCAUCAAUGACUGAGACUACCCCAGGGGCUCUGACUACCGAAGUCCCCAUCCCAGCCACGAUAACGGUGACCGUAGCCAACACAGAAACUUCUGACAACCCCUUCUCUGCUGUUGACAUCCUGCAGCCCCCAGAGGAGCUCCAGGUCUCACCAGGGCCUCGCCCACAGCUGCCGCCACGGCAACUCCUGCAGUCUGCCUCCGCACCCCUGAUGGGGGAGUCCACUGAGGUCCUGUCAGCCUCCCAGACCCCAGAGCUCCCGGACGCCGUGGAUCUGAGCAGCACAGGGGACCCAUCUUCAGGCCAGGAGCCUGCCAGCUCAGCGGUAGUGGCCACUGUGGUGGUCCAGCCACCUCCACCCACACAGUCUGAAGUAGACCAGUUAUCACUUCCCCAAGAGCUGAUGGCUGAGACCCAGGCAGGCACCACUACCCUCAUGGUGACAGGGCUCACCCCUGAGGAGCUGGCAGUGACUGCUGCUGCCGAAGCAGCUGCCCAGGCCGCAGCCACAGAGGAAGCUCAGGCCCUGGCCAUCCAGGCGGUGCUCCAGGCCGCACAGCAGGCUGUCAUGGCAGGCACUGGGGAGCCCAUGGAUACUUCCGAGGCAGCAGCGGCCGUGACACAGGCGGAGCUGGGUCACCUGUCAGCCGAGGGUCAGGAGGGCCAGGCCACCACCAUCCCCAUUGUGCUGACGCAGCAAGAGCUGGCCGCCCUGGUGCAGCAGCAGCAGCAGCUGCAGGAGGCGCAGGCGCAGGCCCAGCAGCAGCACCACCACCUCCCCACGGAGGCCCUAGCCCCUGCCGACAGCCUCAACGACCCGACCAUCGAGAGCAACUGCCUCAACGAGCUGGCUGGUGCUGUCCCCAGCACGGUGGCCCUGCUACCCUCAACGGCCACAGAGAGCCUGGCUCCAUCCAACACAUUUGUGGCCCCCCAGCCGGUUGUGGUAGCAAGCCCAGCAAAGCUGCAAGCUGCUGCGACCCUGACUGAAGUGGCCAAUGGCAUCGAGUCCCUAGGCGUGAAGCCGGACCUGCCACCCCCGCCCAGCAAAGCACCCGUGAAGAAGGAGAACCAGUGGUUUGAUGUGGGGGUUGUUAAGGGCACCAAUGUAAUGGUGACACACUAUUUCCUGCCACCAGAUGAUGCUGUCCCAUCAGAUGAUGACUCAGGCACUGUCCCUGACUAUACCCAGCUGAAGAAGCAGGAACUGCAGCCAGGCACAGCCUACAAGUUCCGUGUUGCUGGGAUCAAUGCCUGUGGCCGGGGGCCCUUCAGUGAGAUCUCAGCCUUUAAGACAUGUCUGCCUGGUUUCCCAGGGGCCCCUUGUGCCAUUAAAAUCAGCAAAAGUCCAGACGGUGCUCACCUCACCUGGGAGCCACCCUCUGUGACCUCCGGCAAGAUCAUCGAGUACUCAGUGUACCUGGCCAUCCAGAGCUCGCCGGCAGGUGGCGAGCCCAAGAGCUCCACCCCGGCUCAGCUGGCCUUCAUGAGGGUGUACUGCGGGCCUAGCCCCUCCUGCCUCGUGCAGUCCUCCAGCCUUUCCAACGCCCACAUCGACUAUACCACCAAGCCCGCCAUCAUCUUCCGCAUCGCUGCCCGCAACGAGAAGGGCUAUGGCCCAGCCACGCAAGUGAGGUGGUUGCAAGAAACCAGUAAAGACGGCUCCGGCACCAAGCCGGCCGGCAAGCGGCCCCUGUCCUCUCCAGAAAUGAAAUCUGCUCCAAAGAAAUCUAAGGCAGAUGGUCAGUGAGAGGAUACUGGCCAGCACCUGGAUUCUUCUCCAGACCCCCGCCUCACCCCGCUUCAGGAACCACCCGCCAGGGCCCAGGGCCCACCUCUCCCACCCCUCCCAGCAUUUGCACUUCGCUGUCACGAGCCACUGGCCGCCAUUCACUCUCUCCCCCCUUUUCUCUCUCCCUGUUUUAAAAUGAACUAAAGAAAGCACAUUUUACCUUGCUGUGGGGAGGAAGCAGAGGCAGGCUGGAAGGAGCAGUGAGCCAAUGAGAGUAGGGCUCCGCCUGUCUUCUUCCCGGCCGAGCGGGACUGGAGAGUUCAGAGACCUUUGAGGGAGAGAAAUUGGAACUUACAGAAGACAGAAAGGACCCACACUUCCAGGCCUGCACGUUUCGGGGUUCAUUGCCCUUGGCCUGAGGGGGCAGCCGAGGGCCAGGUGGGGGUGGGCGAGGGGAGGUGCCCUGUCCUGGGCAUGUGUCUGGUUCUGUUUUAUUUUGUUGCCCUUGUGUUUCAGCCGCCUAAUGUCCCUUCCUCAGGCUCAUCCAGCCCGCCCUGCCUGGUGGCCCCACAGGAAGCUCACACAUUUCCUCAGAGGCCUUUGUGCUCCUACUUCUCCCCCCUUUCCUGUUUAAAAAAAGAAAAGAAAGAAAAAGGAGGGAAAGGAGCUUCAUGGGGCCUGAGCAGCGUUCUGUGAAAACCUCCUGACGGGCUGGGAGUGGCCCCCACCUAGCCUGGCUUCGGCCUUGCCCAGCCUGAGGCUGGAGCCACAUCGCCAACUGCUGCAUUUGUUGUAUUUUUUUUAAGUUGAAAUUGAUGAAGUUAACAUUUUUAUUGUAAUUUUAGCCUUAGCGUGUGGGGUUUUGUCCCUUUUUUGUUAGCUGUGUACAGAAUGUGUAUCUUUCUUUUCUUUUUCUUUUUUUUUUCUUAGUUUUUAUUUUUGUUUAAUUUUUUUCUCCUUGGCUAAUCCUUGGCAGGGAUCUUUGUGGAGAAAAAGCUGGGGGCAGCCGGGACAGGAGAAGAAACUCCCACAUGGGGCCUGGGAUUCGCUGCCCAGCCUGAUUUCCUGUUGCUGGCCCCUGCCCCCUGCCCUUUGCCUGUCCCCAGGCCUCUGGGACAAAGGAAGAGUGAGCUGUCAAACCUCACUCCACAUAGGUGAUUGCUUUGCACCUAUGGGGGCAGCUUGGGGCUGGGCUAGAGCCUCUUUGUGUCCUGGAUUCCCAGUUCUCCCCAGUCCCUGGCCAGCAUUGAGGCUGAGAAGCCCAAAGCCGUUGGCAUUAGCAGCUUGGAGAUUCUGACCCUCCGGACUGCUGCUUUCUGCAGCCCCUCCCCGCCCCCAAGUUCUAACAGAAAGGGGUGGAGAGUGGAGGGGAGACUAGGUCUCCUGGAGGCAGGCCAGGAAGGGCAUGUGUGGUGUCAUCUGCAGGGGAGGCGGGGACACCAGCCACCGGUUUUAUGAACUUGUAGCACUGUACCAGACUGGGCCAGACUCGGGGUGCGGUUCUGCUUGGAGUUUUCUGCCCUACACUCGAGUUUUAGGCAAGGUGCAGGGCUUGCAGGCAGGUCGUGGAAGGAUUUGAAACGAGCAGCCAAUCUGUCAGCCCCCCAUCUCUGCCUGGAGAUGCAGUGGUAGGGGGAGUGGCCCCCACCUCUGGCCCAUGCCCUCCAGGGCCUCUGGUUUGUUGUAUUAUAGUAUAUUUCACUGUGGAAAACGUCAUGUUUAGUCACCUUGGAGCCCGCCCACCUGGUCCCAUUGUUUUACCCCAGUCCCUUCUCCCAAGCACCCUUUGAUUUCUCUUGUUUCUGAGAACAGUGCGCCUGUUCACUAUUGUAGAGUAACCCCUGUGACUCAAUAUUACCAUAGUGCGAUGUCGUUUUGUGCUAUUUUGAACAAUUAAAAGACUUUUUUUGAAAUAA
Molecule: messenger RNA, 9139 nt
Organism: Lemur catta (Ring-tailed lemur)
Lineage: Eukaryota; Metazoa; Chordata; Mammalia; Primates; Lemuridae
Gene: HCFC1
Product: host cell factor C1
Exons: 26
Coding region: 1011-7241 (2076 amino acids)
Biological process (GO): chromatin remodeling; regulation of DNA-templated transcription
Cellular component (GO): histone methyltransferase complex
Molecular function (GO): protein binding; transcription coactivator activity
Source: RefSeq, a predicted model, not a curated record